UUGAGAGGACUCACCGCCAGCACGCCGCCGCCGCCGCCGCCGCCGAGCCGCCACCGCCGAGCCGCCACGACUCAGCCGCCGCGUUGUUUGCAUCGGGCGAUGGCCGACCCGGUGCUGGCUCUGCGGCAGGAGAUUGACCGCUGUACGUUCGCUCUUGGCGUGGCCCUCGUCGCGAGUGUGGGCCACUUCAACCCGGCGUCGCUGAUCUUCGCCGCCCUUCUGCUGCUGUCAUCGAAAGAAGAACCCGCUUCACGCAAGGGGAAAACUCAGCACUGGGUGCUCCGUCCACGCACGACACGCUUCGUGUGGGCGGUCCUCGUGUGUGACCUACUCCUCCUGCCCAGCGUCGUCUUUUUGUUCGUUGCCUGCCGUGAGAUGAAGUCGCUCCUCACGACAUAUGUGCCUGAAGACUCAUACGGCAAGGCGUCCGGCUCGGGCAACUGGAGGGAGGAGUCGCUCAAAAGGUCGGACUCAAUCACGUUCGAGAAUGCCUACGAUCUCUGCAACGAAACGAUGUUCCCCCUCAAGGGCGACCAACCGCUCGGCUCCGCGUUCGGCGCCGGCGCCAACGGGACCACGUGCGCGAUGUUCCGAGUCAUCGAGUACCUCGAGCACAGCAGCAACGCACGCUUCGUCUCCGUCGACCCUGACUCGUGGCUCCCCGACGUCUUUACGCUCGACACCAAGGAGUACAGCGUCGGUCCGGACCGGGGAUCGGAGUACUCCGCACCCUCCGUGGACAGGCUGCUCGCUUCUUUGAACCUGAUCACCGCCUUCUUGGGCGCUCUGGUGCUCAUGACGACCCUUGUCAGCGUGAUCUCCGUCGCCGCGACUCUCGUCCUUCUGAGGCGCGCGCGCGCUAUGGCGCCGCUGGCAUUGUGCAUCCACGUCCGCGCCGACGCCGUGUCUGGCGAGGAGGCGGGAGCAGGCGGGACGUCAGCCGGCGGCGGGUUGCUUCCCCUGCAGACGGCCGUCAGAGAGGUCGUCAGCUCGCUCGUGGGCGAGGAGGGGCACGACGAAGGCCAAAACAAGUUCGAGGUCAACAAGGUCUACCUCGGGCUUGCGGACGGACUCGACGCGAUCGUCCGCGAGUUCGAGGCGCACGGCACCAAGGACGACCGCGAGUGCCUCGAGUACUUGUUGCACGGCCGCACCGGAGACUUGCCGCGGCGGUGGCCCAACGGAGUGAUGGACGAGGGCCGACCCGCCGGCCUCUCGCUCGACGACUUUGUGGCGCACCCGCACUCGCGCCUCGCCGGCCUCUCCCCCGCCCACGUCGCGGCGCUCCGCCUCUACACGUGCAACUGCUUCCGGUCGCUCAACGGCCCGCUGCGGCGCCAUGCGAUCCGCCUGCUGCGGGCCGUCGGCGCAGCGAGAUCCGACGCAAACGAGCCGAUGGACGUGUGGCGAGGCAUGAAGAAUUUGGAGCUGACCGAAGGAUUCGCAACCAAGGGCGGCACCGAGGUCGCGCCGAUGUCGACAACGACUGACCUCCGCGUCGCGGUGUCGUACAGCGUCGGUUUCAGCCCCGCCGGCGCGAGCCGCGCGCUGCUCUUCAAGCUGCGCGCCGAGUCCUUCAUGGACCGAGGCGCCGACCUCACUUUCCUCUCCUGCUUCCCCGGCGAGGCGGAGAUGUGCUUCCCGCCCCUCACCUACCUCGCCCCGUCCGGGAGGCGCGAGGUCUUUGUCGUCGAGGGCGUCGAGUUCGAGGUCAUCGAGGUGGAGCCAAAGUUCGGCAGCUAGCGCCCCUUUAGAGUGUGGUGAGGCCCGGGCCAGUAACACGAGCCGUGUGUGGUGGCUUGGGGGGGAGAGCGGUCGCGGCAGAAGCAGCAGCGCGGCGGCGGCAGCAGUGGUUCAGUGUGGCCGUGUGGCCACGUGGCGGCCGCCGCCGCCGCGGCGGGGCGUGAUUACGUGUACGUACUUGAAAAAGAGAAAAACGCCCGC
Messenger RNA from Emiliania huxleyi CCMP1516, 1944 nucleotides. RefSeq lists its product as hypothetical. NCBI's taxonomy places the organism in Eukaryota, Haptophyta, Isochrysidales, Noelaerhabdaceae. Bases 100 to 1743 code for a protein of 547 amino acids. The record is from RefSeq and is a predicted model, not a curated record. The transcript is spliced from 9 exons.